Molecule: messenger RNA, 675 nt
Organism: Mesitornis unicolor (brown roatelo)
Lineage: Eukaryota; Metazoa; Chordata; Aves; Mesitornithiformes; Mesitornithidae
Product: SHC-transforming protein 3-like
Exons: 3
Biological process (GO): intracellular signal transduction; cell surface receptor protein tyrosine kinase signaling pathway
Cellular component (GO): plasma membrane
Molecular function (GO): receptor tyrosine kinase binding
Source: RefSeq, a predicted model, not a curated record
AUGCUUCAACGUACCAAGUAUAACCGCUUCAGGAAUGAUUCGGUGACAUCAGUUGAUGAUCUUAUUCACAAUUUGUCCAUGAACAGCAAGGUCUCAGCAGUUGCAGUGACUUCAACAACACCUUCGUACCUUGCCUCGCCAGAAGUUCUCCGCAAGGACCAGGAAGAUGGACCCACCGCCCUGUGUACCCUUAUCCAUAAAGUGUCCCACUUGAAACUCUCUCACACGGGCAGCCUUUGGGGUAUCAAAAAUCUCUCCUCUGCAGUAAAGGAGCUUGCUGUCUCCAAGUUGCAAGGAAGCUCAAGUGCUUCUAGUUCAGCAGCAGGGGCUUCAGACAACACAUGUAACCUUGUCUCUGCCACUUCGUGUUCUCAGCAGGACGUGAGCAAGAUGAGUAUGGGGAAAAAACCACAAUCAGAGGAAAUGCACCUGGGAGGUGAAGACUGGAAUCAAAGUAGCAGCUUUGUCAAUAAACCCCCUCGAGGAUGGCUGCACUCGAGUGAGAAGAUCCUGGGACCCGGUGUGACGUACAUUGUGAAGUACUUGGGGUGCAUAGAAGUCUUACGUUCAAUGAGAUCUCUUGACUUCAAUACUAGAACACAGAUUGCAAGGGAAGCAAUCAGUCAUGUUUGUGAAGCUGUGCCUGGUGCAAAAGGAGCCUUCAAGAAACGAAAG